ACGGGCGGGGCCUUACCGGGUUGUCCCCGCCCACUCCCGGUGGCCCCGCCCCACCCGCGUGUUUCCUGUUCUGAUUGUCAGUCCUUGGCUCUGCCUGGCUUUGAAUCUAUCUCUGCUCAGGUCUAGAAGAUGAACAAACCCAUAACACCAUCUACAUAUGUGCGCUGCCUCAAUGUUGGACUAAUUAGAAAACUGUCCGAUUUUAUUGAUCCUCAGGAAGGGUGGAAGAAAUUAGCUGUAGCUAUUAAAAAACCAUCUGGUGAUGAUAGAUACAAUCAGUUUCACAUAAGGAGAUUCGAAGCAUUAGUUCAAACUGGAAAAAGCCCCACUUCUGAAUUACUGUUUGACUGGGGUACCACAAAUUGCACAGUUGGUGAUCUUGUGGAUAUUUUGAUCCAAAAUGAGCUUUUUGCUCCUGCAAGUCUUUUGCUGCCAGAUGCUGUUCCCAAACCUGUUAAUACUUUACCAUCUAAAGAAGCUGUAACAGUUCAGCAGAAUCACAUGCCUUUCUAUGAAAAAGGAAGCACACCUCUAACACCUGUGCAGAAUCUUGACCAAAGCCAUAUCACACUUGAUUCAAGUCCAGAAAAUAAAAGUUUAGAUGUUAGUGAUACACGUUUUCAUUGUUUUUCAUUUUAUGAAUUGAAGAGUGUCACAAAUGACUUUGAUGAACGACCUAUUUCUCUUGGUGGCAAUAAAAUGGGAGAGGGAGGAUUUGGAGUUGUGUAUAAAGGCUGUGUGAACAACACAACUGUGGCUGUGAAGAAGCUUGCAGCAAUGGUUGACAUUAGCACUGAAGAACUGAAACAACAGUUUGAUCAAGAAAUACAAGUAAUGGCAAAGUGUCAACAUGAAAAUCUAGUAGAACUGCUUGGUUUUUCGAGUGAUGGUGAUGAUCUCUGUUUAGUGUAUGUCUACAUGCCCAAUGGUUCAUUGCUAGACAGACUGUCUUGCUUGGAUGGUACUCCACCACUUUCUUGGCACAUGAGAUGCAAGAUUGCUCAGGGUGCAGCUAAUGGCAUCAGUUUUUUACACGAAAACCAUCAUAUUCAUAGAGAUAUUAAAAGUGCAAAUAUCUUAUUAGAUGAAGACUUCACUGCCAAGAUAUCUGAUUUUGGGCUUGCACGGGCUUCUGAGAAGUUUGCCCAGACAGUCAUGACCAGCAGGAUUGUGGGCACCACAGCUUACAUGGCACCCGAAGCUCUGCGAGGAGAAAUAACACCCAAGUCCGACAUCUAUAGCUUUGGUGUGGUUUUAUUGGAAAUAAUAACUGGACUUCCAGCUGUGGAUGAAAACCGUGAACCUCAAUUAUUACUGGAUAUUAAAGAAGAAAUUGAAGAUGAAGAAAAGACAAUUGAAGAUUAUAUUGAUGUGAAGAUAAAUGAUGCUGAUUCCACUUCAUUUGAAACUAUGUACUCUGUUGCUAGUCAAUGUCUGAAUGAAAAGAAAAAUAGGAGACCAGACAUUAAGAAGGUUCAACAGCAGCUGCAAGAGAUAACACCUUCCUAAAACUAUAGACUUUUAACUUUUUACAUACAGCUAUCUGCACCAUUUUUUAAGUCACCUUUUUUUUCUAAGCCUUCUUUAUCUUUAGCAAGGCAGCACGGGACAAUGCAGUGGUUAUUACAGCAUGUAUUGAAUCUCUAACAAGUGAAAGUAGCGCCUUCAUAUCAACAGUUAGCUCUACUCAGGGUCAACCUGGGAUUCAUAUGAAUCCCUGAGACUUUUCCUUCAAACUUCACCAAACAGAAAACUACAACAUUAGCAGAAAAAGCACUGGGCUAUAAGUUGAAAGACCCUGGUCUGAAGCCCAACUGACCCCAUUACUAACUUGCUGAAAACUUUGGGCAAACUCUUAGCUACCUUGAGCCAUGGUUUUUCCAUCUGUAACACUGACGUAACUUCCACUGUGCUUCCCUGACAGUGAUGAAAACAAACAAUACAAAAUAUACAAACAUUUUAAAAAUAUUAAAGUGAUAGUGUUUAAAGCUUAUAGAUGCAAUCAUUUCCACACUAUUUUCAACAUUCACCACAAACCAAAUAUCCUCUGAUGAAAUUCCAGUGAUGAUAUGACUAUUGUUAGACUGUAUUAUACAGCAAAGUUUAAAGAAUUUUGCAGCUGACUUUGAGUAUCAAAAUGCAAACUGGAAUGGGUCUGGGGGCAUCAGAAAAGUCAAGAGAGUCUCUUGUAGGCCUCGAAGUAAUGAAUAACCUGGUAUUAGAGGGCCACACCAGCCAAAACAUGCAGGAACCUCAAGCAGAUGAGAGCCACCCUCUAGCUCCCAGCCAACAGGAAGCAAAUGUGGCCUCAGGUGUACAAACCAAGGACUGAAGCCUGCCAGCAGGCUGAAAGGACUAAAAAUACUGCAACUUUCUGAUGAUACCACAAUCCCAGCUGACAACUCUGUUUCUACUGUGUGAGAUGCUCAGCAAAAGACUUGCUUGAGCUAUGCCAAGACCUCUGCCAUACUGAACUGUGAAAUAAUAAAUGAGUUGCAUUAAGCAACUGAAGUUGUGGUAAUUUAUUAUGCAGCAAUAGAAGACUCCUCCCAUGAUGAUUCUUCUGUGGUGAUCCCAUCAUGCUUACAGUAUAACAGGUUUAGUGUACUGGCUUUUGCUUUUGAUCAGGUCAAGUUGGUCUUUUGUAAUUUGCUGUUUUCACUGCAGAGAGUAAAACACCUACACUAGUAGUGGCAAAUGUUUUUAAAAAAUUAUUUUUAACUUUCUUCUAAGCUUAAAAUUCUUAGUUGGUUUUUAUCAUUUGAAAAUUCAUUCUGUACAUUUGGGUGAUCAGAAGGAGGAGAUUUCCUAAGCCUGAAAAUUGACAGAAAAAUCUGCUAUGCGUGGAAGGAAUGCCUGGUGUCUGCAUUUGUUUGCUCAUUCGGUAACUAGUGUGACAUUAGGUUUUCCAGUUCAAACCCAGAACAAAAGUGUGUAAAGCAAGGUGUAGCAGAUGGUCAUCCUUUAUGACAUACUGUUGAGACUCUCCUAGUCUUCUGGGAAACAAAGAUCAAACAUUUUCCUAGUGACCUUUAUAAAUUAACUAAGCAUAAGGCCAGGGAUUUCGUUCAGUGGUUCUGGCCCCUGCCUCAUAGGCACAAGGGCCCGAGUUCAAUACCUGGUACACACAAAAAAAAUAAAUAAGCAUGAAAGAAACAUUUGCUACUUGGAAUUGAAAAAAAGGCAAAUAAUAAAAUGACAAUUCAAAUUAUCUCAACAGGAACCUACACAAUUUGAGACAUUGUAUGGUGUAUAACACCUGGUAAUUAUU
Molecule: messenger RNA, 3271 nt
Organism: Fukomys damarensis (Damara mole-rat)
Lineage: Eukaryota; Metazoa; Chordata; Mammalia; Rodentia; Bathyergidae
Gene: Irak4
Product: interleukin 1 receptor associated kinase 4
Exons: 12
Coding region: 130-1509 (459 amino acids)
Biological process (GO): signal transduction; protein phosphorylation
Molecular function (GO): ATP binding; magnesium ion binding; protein serine/threonine kinase activity
Source: RefSeq, a predicted model, not a curated record